UGUAAAAUGUAAAUUGUAAAAGGUGAAGGAAAAUGAAAUUUAUAAAUAAUCCCAUCGUGAUCCCAUCUAAAAUACAAAAAGUAUUGUAAAUUUUUCUUAACUUAAUAAAAUAGUUAAAACUUACUCAAUACGCUGUUUAUCUACCAUUUGCUCUGCAAUACAAACCUAUUAAUAUGUCAAUAUGUCCAAGGAAAUACUUUAUUAAAGACCUCAUAAACAAACCGACUCCCAUCGAUGUAUGGUUGCAAGGAACAAUCGAACAGACUGUAGGCCGCGAUAUUUUAAUAAUUUCCGAUACGUUUGGACGGGCAAAAAUCACCAAAUGUGAAACGGCUAACGGGGUUAUUGAUAAAAAUUCCAUAAAAAAAGGAACAUACUGCUGUAUAAUUGGGACAGCUGUCAAAACAAAAGGUGUACCUGAAGUUCAAGCUUAUAAAUUCAUUGAUUUGAGCUCACAACCUGAGAUGAAAAGUUCAUGGGAGAUCGAAGUGAAUGAAGCUAAUCUAUUUUUAGAAGGGAAGUUAAUACCUAAUAUUGAGGAUUGUCAUAAAUUAUAACAAUAUGACCAUUGAUGAUUUAUGAUUAACCUCAAUAAAAAAAAAACAACACUAUCUGAUAGAAAACUGGUGUAUUACUCCUUCACCACAAGUAAUCAGUUUACAUUUAUAAGUAGUUAAUGGAAUAUAAAUAGAAAUUUGCCAGUACAAUAAAAAAAAUAACAUUUAUCACAGUU
Bombyx mandarina (wild silkworm) is the source of this 733-nucleotide messenger RNA. RefSeq lists its product as uncharacterized. Gene Ontology annotation, biological process: maintenance of rDNA; DNA repair; negative regulation of double-strand break repair via homologous recombination. NCBI's taxonomy places the organism in Eukaryota, Metazoa, Arthropoda, Insecta, Lepidoptera, Bombycidae. The record is from RefSeq and is a predicted model, not a curated record. Gene Ontology annotation, cellular component: nuclear speck; cytosol.